AUGACGGCAAGUAUCUGCACACAAUCUGAAUUUGGCCAGUUUCUGGGGAUAUCCGUGGGAACUGGACCGGGGAAGGUUGAGGAGAAUUAUGAGGCCAAGUCUAUGGCCAAAUGGGGCGUCUUUUGUCGGUUGAUGGGAGCCAAUUCGGUUCCUUUAGUGGAUGUGUUCGUGCAAGGAAGCGCCGACAUGGUUGAUUUUCACCUUUCCAUGGUUUUCAAAGCACUUAAUUGUGAAAGUAACUAUCUCAGGAUUCAGGAUGACACGUUGAGAUGGACAAUAUCGACAAUUGACACUUCUAUGAAGGAGAAUCUGAACAAACCUGUCAAUGUCGGCAAGGAAUUGUUGAAGAAGCCGGUUACAAAGGUGAACCUGGGGACUGGCAACUUGGAGCCUUCAAAGCUGGAGACUAAUGAACAGGCUCUGAGAAGGUACUAG
Eucalyptus grandis is the source of this 435-nucleotide messenger RNA. Its product is annotated as patatin-like protein 2. Lineage: Eukaryota; Viridiplantae; Streptophyta; Magnoliopsida; Myrtales; Myrtaceae. Gene Ontology annotation, molecular function: glycerophospholipase activity; monoacylglycerol lipase activity. The transcript has 2 exons. The record is from RefSeq and is a predicted model, not a curated record. The coding region runs from base 1 to 435 and encodes 144 amino acids.